AUGCCCAUCGUUGGACAGCAAUAUGGAAAUGGCUUUAGGCCAUAUAGCUCCUUUCGAGUGCCACGAGGUAGUUGUUUAAAUCACAACGGAGCAGGAACUACUACAACAACAACAACACCGGCAGUGGGUACAACUGACCACCCUGUAAGCAACAGAACAAUGGUCAAGUCUAUGCCAGGAGGCGGUCGUGGUAUCAAUCACAGUAACAAAAACAAUAACAACGGCAUCAAUACAACAUCAUCAUCCUCAACGGCUUCUUCGACCUUAUCGAUUAAUCAGCAAGGAGGAGGAGGUGGAGGAACUGUUGGUGGUAGCAACUUUAGUCGUCAACAGCCAUGGCGGAGCAGCUACUGUAGCAGUAAUCGUCACAAAUUGACAGGAGAUCAACGCCAGCAGCAGCAGCAGCAACAACAACAACAACAACCUCUUCAGCGUUUGGUGGUCAAUAAUAUUGUUAAACCACUGACACCAAAGUUAAUUCGUCGCAUUGAGACAACCUGCUCAUCGUCUGCGGCCACACGCCAUGGUCAUGGUCAUGGCCAUGGUAAGGCCAAAGCUCCAGCUCCCCCUACGGCAACAGCAGCGGCACCACCUACGCCCAACACUGCCCGUAAACAGUAUCAGCCAUUAGCCAGUGGUGCAAAUAUCUCACAGAAACGCACCUAUCAAGCGGGUAAAUCCACGAAAGAGAAUUGCCCCACGCGUCUCACACAGCGUUCCAGCAAGAAUUAUCCGGCCCCGUUGCCACCAGCAUCAGCAGCAGCAGCGGCGGCAGCAGCACGUAAGCAGAACAAUGAUCUCACAGCGAAAACCACUCCUCUUGUACAGCGUAGGCAGUUGCCAGCCACGCCCAAGCUGAAUCUCAGACAGCGUAAUGGCGGAGGAAGAGCUGGAGGAGGAGGUGGUGGAGGAGACUCCUCGACAGGCUCCAGCGAUUCGCAUGACUCGCCACGCUUGAAAAAAGCCUACUCCAACAAGUUCCCUCAAGGUUUGCCCUUUGAAGAGGAGUUCUAUGGACGCAAUCGCUCCUUCUCGCAAUCCUCCAGUAAUUAUAGUUUCUACAGCUCUGUGGGAGCUCCCAUUCGUGAUAAUGACAACGAUGAUGAUGACGAUGUCGAGUAUGAUGAGUUCCAACGCAAACCUGCCACCGAUGAAUCCCUUUAUGUAGACUUCUCAAAGCUGGUCAGCCAGCAACAGUUUGUCCCGGCCAGCUCCUGGAUACGUGCCUCCCCAGACAUUGAAGACGAGCUCCUGCUACGCAGGAAGCCACCAACUAGUCAAUUAACCCAGGCCCAGCAACGACGCAAGAGUUCCCGCUCCAUGCAUGAAUAUCUCUACAGUGAUGACAAUGACAAGAUCAACCAGGCUAAGCAUCGCUUGUCUGUGGUAGACGAGCCGGAGGAUGGCUAUUACAGCUAUGCAGCCGGCACACCUGAACCACCCCAUGGUGCCGCCACUCCACCACCGCCCACACAACAACAAAGGACGGACAUCUAUGUGGCAGCAGCUUCGUGGGCACCCAAGCCGCUCUAUCCCGAUCGCGUGCUGUUGCCAUCAUCUACAACGGAUAGCAACAACAAUAGCAAACAACAACAACAGCAACAGCAGCGCCGUCGGCACGAGCACUUGGGGUCCACGACGUGUGAGUAUAACUUUGAUGACAGUAUCUCUUCCCGCCGACGUAAGGAGCGCUCAAAGCGUUCGCAUCGUAAAUCGCCUGCCUCGAGCAGGCGACAACACAAAUACCGUUACAGGGACGAGACCUCACAUUCGAGCUCUCGUCGCCGGCAUCGUGAUCGGCCCAAGGAUGAGCGUGACAGUGGACGCAAUAAUCGCCAAUCGCAAUCUAAGCGUUAUCUGGAAAAGUCUCAACUGGUAGCCGAGCAUUUUGAGGACGCUCAGAUUCCAUGUUACAUUAAAAUGCGUGAAUUGCCUGCACCGCCGCGUCGCGAUCAUUGUGCCGAUCUAUUGUGGCAAAGCUCACAAUUGUGCUUGAGGCCUUAUACAGAGGAUUGGAUUGUGAUUGAGUAUUUUGCCGAUCACGAUAGUGACUAUCUUCAAUUGGAGCAACAAUUUCUAAAGAAUGCGCCGCCGCCGUCGCAAGUGUUAUCAAAUGGAAAUCAUCAUCAUCAUAAUGAUGAUGAGGAAUAUGAUGAUUAUUAUGUCAAUGGCGAUGGGGACGAGAGACCCAUCACACGAUGCCUGCUAUUGAAAAGGCAACGGAAUCACUUUGAUUUGGUUGCCCAAUGUGAUAUGCCAGUGGACAAGUAUGCCGGCGAUAAUUGGAUUGUCGAGGAGUAUUUUGUUGAUCAUAACGAUGACUAUCUAGUGAGUGAGUGA
Drosophila willistoni is the source of this 2340-nucleotide messenger RNA. RefSeq lists its product as uncharacterized. Bases 1 to 2340 code for a protein of 779 amino acids. The transcript is spliced from 4 exons. Lineage: Eukaryota; Metazoa; Arthropoda; Insecta; Diptera; Drosophilidae. The record is from RefSeq and is a predicted model, not a curated record.